Molecule: messenger RNA, 1017 nt
Organism: Hydra vulgaris (swiftwater hydra)
Lineage: Eukaryota; Metazoa; Cnidaria; Hydrozoa; Anthoathecata; Hydridae
Source: RefSeq, a predicted model, not a curated record
GCUCACUUUUCUCAAGUUCAUCCGUUAUAUUGGCGUUAGUUUUUAUGCAGUGUAGACUUUAAGGCGCACAAAAUUGUUGCUGCAAAAUGAACUAAAUGAAUACAAAUGAAAACUAGUGGAAAUUUGGAAAUGAUUAAUUUGAUUUUUUUUGUGAAUGCAGCAGGAAGAGCAUUACAACCACACGUUCAAAGUUAAACCUAUUCAAAGUUUUCAAUUUCUAGAUACUUCUGAAGGAACCAAUCGAACUCCAAGUGAAUCUAGAUGAAUUAAAUAAAGGAUUGCAAAACUAUGUUGAAGUUGGUUCAAAAGCAAAAGACGAAAUAACUUAAAUCCAGAUUGGGGUGAUGAAUUCGAGUUUGACUUAACUGAAGACGAAGUAAAAGUACAUUUUAUAUGUGUAUGGGACAAAACACAAUAAAGAAAGAUGUAUUCAUGGGUUACAAUUUUGUUACAUUUGAUGAUUGCAAGUCAAUGGUAGAGGCUGUUAAGACAGUCAAUAUUAUUGGUGGUUUAACAGGCCAAAUUACUGUAUCUCUUAAACCAGAGUUUGAAACAAGUGCAUCAAAAAUUGAACGGCUUUAUAAACAGAUCAUCGAGAUAAAAAUCAAACAUGUUCAAAUUGACAGUAAAAAUUUAAAUAAAGAUCUCAAAGAUCUUCAUGAAAAACUUUCAUCUGAAAAUGCUGAGUUAAUAAACCAAAACAAAGAAAAAUGCAAAGAACUUGAAAAGACUAUCGUACAAUCAAAUGAAUUGGAGAAGUUAACAAUCGAAUGUCAGACUCUCAGAGAGCAAUGCACAAAUCAGGCUUCAGAAAAUUCUCAGCUUAAUACUACAAUAGUUGAACUAAACGGACAAAUACAUAACUUUAGAAAUAUUUUUGAACAGUUACUUAUUGAAAAUCAAAAAUUAAUUAGAAUUAGAGACGGUUUUAAUAACUUAUACAUUUAAGGUUAUGUCUAAGUUUAAAUAACAUAUACAUUAUAAUUAUUAGUUAAAAUUAGUAAAAAUUAAUAAAAA